This is a messenger RNA of Neoarius graeffei (lesser salmon catfish), 5065 nucleotides long. RefSeq names its product glutamate-rich 3 (gene erich3). The record is from RefSeq and is a predicted model, not a curated record. Lineage: Eukaryota; Metazoa; Chordata; Actinopteri; Siluriformes; Ariidae. Bases 266 to 4840 code for a protein of 1524 amino acids. The transcript is spliced from 15 exons.
AGUGUGUGUUGUGUGUGUGGAGAGAGAGUGUGUGUGUGUGUGGAGAGAGUGUGUGUGUUGUGUGUGUGGAGAGAGAGAGUGUGUGUGGAGAGAGUGUGUGUUGUGUGUGUGGAGAGAGAGUGUGUGUGUGUGUGUGUGGAGAGUGUGUGUGUGUUGUGUGUGUGGAGAGAGAGAGUGUGUGUGGAGAGAGUGUGUGUGUUGUGUGUGUGUGUGUAUUAGCGGGUCGCGGUAUUGAGGAGGAUCUGCAGCUCUGAUAAAUUAAACCAUGAGCCAUUUACCCCCGGGGCUGAUUGGAGCGUAUAACAGUCUGACUGACAAACACCUGACUGCAUACUUUAACAAUGCGCGAAUACGGAGACAUCUGCAGAGAGUUGGACUCAUCAGCAGGAGUGGGCGUAUUGUGUCAGAGAAGGAAUUCAGGUAUAAGAUCAUACACAGAGAUCAACAGCGACAUGUACGGGAAUGUCUCGCUCAGGCCAUAUUCCACAGAGUGCUGGACAUGGAGCGUCUGCAUCAAACAGAGAUCAGGAGGAAACUGGAGGAAUUUUCCAGGAGAGAGCGAGUGAAUAAAAUGAAGGUGGAGCACGGUAACCGGUACGAGGAUGAUCCGCUCAUCAUGAUCUCGCCACGCCCACCGACACAGCAGAGGAGUUCUGGGCCAGAGAGAGAGCCAUCUGACUCCACCGACUCGUUGGGCUCAUCGAGGCCGAACACGGCUCCAGAGAAAACUCAGCGUCCUGUUCGUCUGAAGCCUCUGAACAGUAACGGCACUCCGACAUCAACGAAGAGAAACUCGUCUCGUUACCGAAACCACGACUUGACUCAUGACGGGGAACAACCAAUCAGCUGCAUGUUGGACAGAGAUGUGAUGAGACACCUGACGCUAACAGAUUUCUCCAGCUCUGUCUCUCCGUAUCGACUUCCUGUCAUUAAUAACUUUGUGACCCCGGUACCCCCACUGAAGAGGAAGGAAAAAGUAAAAAAUGGGACCCUGCGGGGUCGAAGGUUACGACCCACUACGGCUCCCAGUGACGCUCCUGACACAAAGGAGGGUGCUGUCCAGCGGGUGUGGUCUCAGAACGUCGUGUGGGUGAAGAUGAUGUAUUUUGGAAAGAGUGUGCACCUGUCACAUGACCUGAUGGAGCUGAAGGAUGAGGUGAAAGUUUUCCAGCAGCACUGUGGGGGCGAAAAUCUCUGUGUAUAUAAAGGAAGGCUUAAAGAAGGAGAGACAUUUCAGUUCGUGUCUCGGCGUCACCGUGGUUUUCCCUUCAGUCUGACCUUUUACCUGAAUGGGCUGCAAGUUGAGCGUCUCAGUUCCUGUUGUGAGUUCAAACACAAGAAGUACUCGCGGCUUGGAGGACGCCACGCCCACUUUGGCUUCUGUGGUGUUGAAGGAGCUGCCCCUUGCUACAGGUGCAUCAUAGCGAUGGGCCUGGACAAAAAACCCACUCCACCAAAGAGGAUCAGAAAUGAUCCACCCGUCUCCAAAUCCUGGGAAAACAAGGAAGAAGAGGAAAAACACUCACAGUCUGGAUCCAGCCAAUCACAUGACACCGAGACCAAGAGAAACACCAAUCAGGAGCACAAGCACAAAAAUGGUUAUGAGGAAGACUUUGAGGCUGAUGAUGAAGGUCCCGUGGAUGUGGGAAAUGAAACAUCUCCAUCACUUGGCAGAGAGGAGGAGGAGAAAAGAAAAGAUGAGAACAGAAAUGAUUUAAAAAGAAACAAAGUGAGAGGAUCCUCGUCCGUCUCCUCUGGUCUGUCCAGCAGCUCGUCUGACAGUGAGGAAGACGAAGAUGAGUAUGAUGAAGAACAGAAAGAGGAGGAGGUGAAGCCUGAGAGACACAUGGCCACAUCAGCAUUGGAAAAAGAUGCAGAAAAGAGAGAAGUCUUGCAGAUGAGCAAUGUGUCUCUGCCCACCGAGGGUGAAACUCAAAACCAGGAGAUGGAACACAUAAAGAAGGAUGAUGGAGAAACUGAGGAACCCAGAGAUGAACCCGUAGAAGCUGAGGAACCCAGAGAUGAACCCGUAGAAGCUGAGGAACCCAGAGAUGAACCUGGGGAAGCUGAGGGGCCCAGAGAGGAGCUCAGAGAGGGAACAGCUGCAGAUGUAAAUAAGGAGGGAGCCCGAGCCAAGUCUGUGCAGGAGAAGUUAGCAGAAGCCAUUUUAAACAUGACGGAGUGUGUUUCUGAACCUGAACUCAGUGACACCACCACUGAGGAAGACGAGCUGCUGUUGGUCGUGAGCCAACAGGUUGGUCCAGGAGCUGAGCCUGAAGAUAAUGUGGCCCAGCAGAGAGCUGAUGAAGAAAGUGAAGCUGAACCUGUGGAAGAAGCUGAAAGGGAAGAAAUGCAUACAGAGAAACCCAAAGACGAACUUGAAAAGGAAACACAAACACCACAACCUGAGACAAGAUCAGAGGAAGAAGAAAAAGACACCAACCAAACAGAAGAAAGAUCUCAAAACACAACCAAUGAAGAUGAAUGUGUACAAGAUGAGCAGAACAAUGGUGGUGAGAAUGAAGACCACAAGCCAGAAGUAAAGCUAGACAUGACUGAUGAGGAAGGAGGACAAAAGCAAGAGGCCAAUAAUUUCACAAAUGAGGAGAAUAAAUCAAAUGAAGAACCUGAAAUGAUGGAAAAGCCUGAGGAUGAAGAGCCACCAGCUGGAGAAGUGCUGAAAUUUGAGGAAUCAUUUGGGCAAGAACAAGAGAAAGAGGGUACAAGUGAAAAUUCAGUAAAUGCUGAAGAAACCAGAGCAACACCAAUGGAGGAAGAGAACAUGAUUGAGGAGAUCACCAAGCCUCAGCUUGAGAACCCUGAAGAAACAUCUGUGAGUCAUGAAAAUAUGGAUCAGAACAGUGAGACAGAAAAAGUAAAUGAUGAAGGGCUGAGUGGUGGAGAAGAGGUGUCUGCUGAGGAGGUCAGAGCUGAAGAAGAGGAAAUGUUUGAUGAUGAAUCAAGAAAUCUGAGGAAUAAUUCUGAGGAGACAAGAAAUGACAGUGUAGAAUGUGUUGAACGCAAUAUGGAAGAUAAAGAAAUAGAAUUAAAAGGUUCAUCAGUAAAUGAGGUGAAAGAUGAAGAUGUAGCAGGUAAAGAUGAGAGAUCAGAAGAAAGAGUGGAAGUAUCUGAGACUGAGGGAGAAAAAGAGCAGAGACAAGAUGGAGUUGAAACAGAUUUGAGGGAUGGAAUGGAGGAAACCAAAGACCAGGAUCCUCAACUUAAGGAGGAUGAGAACACAGAGGAAGGAAACAAGGAUGAAGAGAAAAUCAAACAAGAGAUAACUGAGGAUAAGGCAGACCAAAAAGAACUCAAUCCAACAGUUCAAACAUCAGAGGAAAAAGCAGAUGAUGAUGUGGGGAAAAGAGAAGAGGAACAAGAAGAAGAACUUCUAGCAGAGAAAAAUGCUGAGCUAAAAGAUGAACAGAAGUCUGGCCAUGAAGGUCAAGACACAGAAGAUGUUAAACAUGAGGAAGCGCUGAAAGAAAAUGAAUCAUUAAAAGAAACUGAGGUUGAAGAAAAUGAGGUAGCGGAUAUGAGUGAAGGUGCAGAAGAAAGGACAAGUGUUGGUGGAGUUGAUGCAGAGAUACAGAAAAGAGUGAUGGAGCAAGAAGAAGACAACAAAGAGGAACAGAAAGACAACUCUGAUCCCACUGUUUAUGAACCUCCACUGGAAACCAUAGAUGGUCCUGAAUUAAAAUCAGGAAAGAUCAAAGCAGAAAAUGGAGUAGAAAUUGAUACUGCAGACCAGGAGGAGCUUGACAAGGAGGAAGAAGCUGGACCAGAGGAAAGUGAGGAAACUUCUGAGACCAAUGAUGAACAAAUAAAUCGAGACUUGACUAAAGAGGAAGGUGUGAAAGAUGAACAAAUGGACGAUGAUGUCAAUGAGAAGCAAGAAGAGGACCAAAGAGAAAUACAACAAGAGACAACCGAAGAAGAAGAAGAGCAGCAGAAAGUUGGGGAAGAAGAGAUUGAACAAAAACAAAAUGUGCAGCAAGAGGCAACCAAUGAAAAAGUAAAAGAUGAGCAGAAAGAUGAGAUGAACAUUAAACCAUUAAUAUCAGAGAGCAGUAAUAAUACAGUCACUGAGAAUGAAGCUCCAUCAGAGGCCAAAUCUCCUGCAGGAUCUUCUGCAGGUGCUGAGUCAAAACCCAAGGACAUGAAUGUUGACCUUGAAAGUAGAGGUGAAGAACAGAGCAGAGCAGAAGACGGCAAUCACAUUCAGUCAGUUACUGAUAAUAAAGAGGACAAAAGUGUUGAUCCUGCUGAAGAAACUAGGAGUGUAGAAGGCAGCACUUCUCCUUCAGAAGAAUCUCAGCCUCUGGAGAGAGUCCUGGCUCUCAAAAGAGAGGAGAGAGAAGCUGAACUUAUCAUCGUUCCUCAGACAGAUCACGAAGAGCUGGUAAGUAACUGGGUUAGCAUUCACCAAGCCUCAAACUAUUUUGAGACGUUUGUUGAGCCGCUGGAUGAGAUAAAGACCUCUGAUGGAGGGAGGACAGUGUACAUUGAAAUAGAGGAAACGAUACUGAGUCCAAAAGAGUCUCACAGAAAUAAGGACUCCUCUGAGAUGGCCAAGGAUGAGCAGAUCAGCCUGCCAGUGAACACCGAGCAUAAGGAACUGGAGGACAUGAGGGUGGAAAACUUUAACAUGGAGACUGAAGCUUUAGGAGCAGAAGGUCAAAAUUAUCCAUCCUCUAGCAACCCAUCAGAAGAAGAAGUGGCUCGAAGACAAAUUAAUUCUGAGCAAACUCUGGAAGAUCAGGAAGAUGUUGCUGUAAAUAACAUCAUGAACAUUUCAACAGCACCACUAAUGAAGAUUGAAAUUAGCCAAGAUAGCUAAGACUUAUCACAGCAUCACCUGUAGCCUGGAUCUCAUCUUCUCCAAACAUCCUGACCUCCAUUAGCAACCAAUAAACACCACCAGACUCUGUGAAAGUCCGUCAUGAUCUGCAGGGAGAACCACAGCUACUGUACAACCAGUCUGAGUUUACUAAAGCAGAACCUUCUGCUUUCACGCUUUCAUUCUAACUCUGUCUUUAUUGCACCUUCAUCAAGUCUCUCACUU